AUGUCAUAUGAAGGAAACUCGUUUUACAACUACGGCCAACAGAGUCUUAGCCAGCAGCAGCAGCAGCAGGCUAAGAUGUACCAGCAGCAGCAGCAGCAACAACAACAACAAGUUAAGCGUCAACAACAACAUCAACAUCAACAGCAGCAGCAGCAGCAGCCGUAUCUUUUGCAGCAAAUCCCUCAGCAACAACAACAUUCACCCGUGGUGCCACCAUCUCAACAGCUGAUGAUGUACUCGAUCCCACCACCACAUACGCAACAGCACAUGUCUUACCAACCAUACUACCCUCAACAAUUUCAACAAUUACAAGCGCAACAACAUUCGCAGGCUCAGCAACAGCCUCAGCAGCAGGCACAGCAAGCUCAACAGCAGGUGUUAAGCGGUAACGGGGCUCAUUUUUUCGACCAAAACAUGUCAAACAAUUACAUGUUGGGCAUUUCCCCGACUCAUAAUUUGCAGCAAAGCCAUUUUCAGCCCCAGCAGUUGAGUUAUUAUAACAUGCAUCAACAACAACAACAACAACAACAGCAACAGCAGCAACAGCAGCAUUUGCAACAACAACAACAACAAUUACAAGCGCAGCAAGUGCAACAAAUUCAACAAGCGCAACAACAAGCACAGGCUGUUGCUCAAGCAAAGGCCAAUGCUGUUGCUGCCAACUCAAUGGAAAAGAGAAGUAACAAUAGCAGUAGACCUCCACGAGCAGCUUCAGCUGCCGCAAACGCCAAGCUGAAACAGCAGGCACGUCAAGAAUCACUUGAAGUGCCUUCUCCAGCAGAACCGCACAGUUUAGUGAUUUUCCCCAAUUUCCCCGAGAGAUUACAGAAAAUCUUACCUGCACCGCCCUUAAAUCAAGCCCCAAUUAGACCCGAUAUAACUGUGAGCACCACCGCUCGGCGUGCCAAGCGUCGUUCCAAAUUUAGCCAGGAGCAAGACGACUUGAUCGUGAAGCUUAAACGCAAGGGGAAAAGCUGGGUUGAAAUUGCCGAGAUAUCAGGUGUUGGUUCGUACUUGGCUGCGAGAAAUAGGUACCAAGUCAUUGUGGGACAACAGGGAAACAACAACUCCAGUGCAUGGGAUAACAAUGACAAGAUCUUUUUGAGGAAUUUGCUUGACGCGGCGGAAUUUGAGAAAUGGCGUUACAUCACUGCCGAAUUGAACAAGUCAAGUGGCAAGUAUUUCACCGAUUACGAGUGUCGCGAGAUGGUGCGUGAUUUGUUUUGGUCUAAUCCCGCCAGUUUUGGAGUUAGCGAGGAGACCAUAAAGGAGAGUAUGAAGGAGAAGAAGCAAACUGAAAAGACCAUUGAGCAGCGUGAACAGCAGCGGAAGAAGAAAAUGAACAAUGCUGCUGCUGCUGCUGCUGCUGCCGCGGCCGCGGUUGUCUCGUCUGCUGGAAACAAUACUGCUGGUGCCGGGGUUGGUGUGGGGUACGAUCCAUACGGAAACAGUAACCUUUCUGCAACUACUUCCCAAGCUCCAAUUCAAACGCAGCAACAACAGCAACAGCCACAACAACAACAACCACAAUCGCAACCACCACAGCAACCACCACAACCCCCACCACAACAACAGCAGCAGCAACCCGGUGUUACGGGGUUGUCGUCCGCUGUUCCUCAAGUUCAGAAUCAGCAGAUGGAUCAUCAACAACAGCAGCAACAACCACCACCUUCGCUAGGCUCGUAUUACUCGAAGUCGUUCUACUAA
Messenger RNA from Lodderomyces beijingensis, 1707 nucleotides. Lineage: Eukaryota; Fungi; Ascomycota; Pichiomycetes; Serinales; Debaryomycetaceae. The record is from the annotation of a GenBank genome assembly.